Messenger RNA from Syngnathoides biaculeatus (alligator pipefish), 1491 nucleotides. It is a transcript of the gene tekt3, whose product is annotated as tektin 3. The transcript has 8 exons. Gene Ontology annotation, biological process: cilium movement involved in cell motility; cilium assembly. Gene Ontology annotation, cellular component: nucleus; sperm flagellum; microtubule cytoskeleton. NCBI's taxonomy places the organism in Eukaryota, Metazoa, Chordata, Actinopteri, Syngnathiformes, Syngnathidae. Bases 7 to 1491 code for a protein of 494 amino acids. The record is from RefSeq and is a predicted model, not a curated record.
UGCAUAAUGCAUGAGCUGUCACCUUGUACAGGACUUGAGCUCAUUUUCAGAUCUGAAGGCAUGGAGCUGACAGGCACAUAUGCUCGACCCAAGACUGCCAACUUCCUGCCUGCCAUCGCCACCAUGGCGUCAAGCUACCGCAACACGCAGCCCGCCAGCCGUAGCGCAAACCAGUGGAGGACCAGCGACUCUCACAAGAACAGCGGCACUAUCCCCGACUUGCAGCGAGACAUCCCAGAUCUCAUCCGUGCAGACACCAUGUUCUACCCGUCCAACCGGAGCAUGCUGAGCACCCGCUACACGCCCGACGACUGGUUCAAGGCCAACCAGGGCAACUACCGCCAGUCGGAGGCUUCUCGCAACACAGCCGAGAGGCUGCGGCGCGACACGAUGCGACUGAUUCAGGACAAGGAGCAGCUGACGCGUCGGAUGCAGGAGAACAUCAGCAAGGACAUUGGCGAGCGCCUAAACGACAUCGCCUUCUGGCGUUCUGAGCUGAGCCACGAGGUCGACAAUGUGGCGGCAGAGACCGCGGCGCUGACCGAGGUCAAGCGGCGGCUGGAGAGAGCUUUGGCGGAGACCGAACGACCCCUUCAGGUGUCUCAGGAGUGUCUGUACCACCGGGAGAAGCGCAUGGCCAUUGACCUGGUCCACGACGAGGUUGAGAAGGACCUGAUCAAGGAAGUGGAGGUGAUAAAGUCCUGUCAGGGCAGGAUGAAGCAACACGUGGAAAGAGCCGCAGCUCAGCUGGCAUUCAACAGAGCGGUGCAACACGAGCUGGAACGAGAUCUGAACGACAAAGUGACGGCGGAGAGGAUAGACGGUCGCUGCCAUCACCUGAGGAACACGUCUGACGGCAUCGGCUUCUUCCGGGGCGUUGAACGACUGGACUCCUCGCUCUCGCUGCCGGAGUCUUGGUCCAAGUUCACGGACGACAACUUGCUGCGCUCGCAGGGCCAACGUGCCGCCUCGCGUAAAGUCCGCGAUGAGAUCGAGACACUGCUCAACGUCACGUCAAGCGAAAUGUGGAGUCAGUUCAACAACGUCAAUGUGUCCUUCACCAGUCGCGUGGCACAGACGGCCGACGCCCGUAACAGUCUACAAACGCACUUGGCCAAGACCCUACAGGAGAUUUUCCAGACAGAAAAGCUCAUUGAGUCCCUGAAGAAGGCUCUGCGGGACAAAGAGAGCCCGCUGAAGGUGGCUCAGACCAGGCUGGAGGAGCGCACCCGCCGGCCCAACGUGGAGCUCUGCAGGGACAAUCCGCACCACAGGCUGGUGGACGAGGUGCGGGAGAUCGAGGACACCAUCCGCAAGCUGCAGGAGAGGCUGAUCGAGGCCGAGGGCAGCCUCCAGUCUCUGCUCAGGACCAAAGUGACGCUGGAGCACGACCUCUCCAUCAAGGCUAACUCGCUCUUCCUGGACCAGGAGAAGUGCAUGAGCAUACGCAAGACCUUCCCCAGUGUACCGAGACUCACGGGAUACACUUGA